Messenger RNA from Cuscuta epithymum, 3818 nucleotides. Lineage: Eukaryota; Viridiplantae; Streptophyta; Magnoliopsida; Solanales; Convolvulaceae. The record is from the annotation of a GenBank genome assembly.
AGUUUCAGGUAGGACUUGAAGGUUGCUACCACGCCCGUUGCUUCGGGAAGAUCAAAGGAGGAGGACGUGGUGAAGAUCAAAGGAGGAGGACGUGCGAUGGAGGGUGAUGGUGGUAUUAUGAAUAGGGAGAACUCGGAAGGGUUUGCACCGGGUGGAACCGGGCAUGCCAACCGAGAAAAGCCCUUAGGACCAAAGGUGCACGAAACUCUUGAAGCUCAAAUCGUGAGUGGUGGUCAUGUUAAGACCAAGGAAGAAUCACCUUGUUAUGGCAAAACUGAACCACUCAAGGCUUCGGGUGACGAAGGAGAUGAUUUGAGUGAUGAGGACCUUGAUGGUGCACCCAUUGAACAAAUGGGCAUGGUCAUAGAUUGGCUUCAACGUGAACGUGUGAGGCUUAUACAAAAACGCCAAGCUAGGCAAGCUGAGGGCAUACCAUUAGUAAGGAAGAGGAAGCGGGGAGACAACGAUUCCCAAAGACAUUCAAGGAGGACAAACGUUGAGGGUGACAAAACCUUCAGGGCGCAGACACUAUCACUUGAGUGGAGUCGAGGCUUGGGUGGCCCGAACUCGAGGUCAAAAGGUUCGAGGGUACCUAAGUGCAACAAUUGCAAGAAACACCACUCGGGUAAGUGUCAGGACCCUCCCAGGUGCUAUCAAUGCACAGAGGUCGGGCACACGAGAGUGAGUUGCCCACAAAUUGUGCAAAACCAAACUUCGGGGUCAAGUGGUGGAACUACAAGAAAUGAAAACCAAACCGAGGUUUCUCAAGGGAGCAGGGGACAUGGGGGAGCAAGCACGAGCAACGCGCCAUCCGUGAACCAAGGAAGGACCCAAGCUAGGGUCUAUGCGAUGACGGAGGCGGAUGCUCAAGCUAACCUGGAUUCCGUUGAAGGUAGUACCUCUUGUAUACUUGUUUUUUAUCCUUAAUUAGUCCAUAAAUUGAGGUUGCUAGUCGUUGGGAUCGUUGCACGAAGCUUGGGGGUCAAACGGAGCGAAAAUCGGGUGAAAGACGGCUGAUUUUUUGCCAACGCACACCAGGCUGGACCAUACGCACGGCCGUGCGUUGUCCGUGCGUUGGUCCGUGCGUUGGUGGCAGUAGCAACCGGGAAGAAAUUGCUAUACGCACGGACGUGCGUUGUCCGUGCGUUGGUCCGUGCGUUGGUGGCAGUAGCUCCGUUUUGAGGUUAUAAGACACGCACGCCGUGCGUACCUCCUAGGCACGCCGUGCGUACCUCCUGGACAGCCCAAAGUCGACUUUGUUUGCGCCGUAUUGCAACGUUAAGACCCGUUCUUGAUCUCAAACACGUGUGUGAACAUAAUAAACCUCUCUAAAUGAGUAGGGAGGGUAGGAAAGAUGUCUUACAUGGUUCAUGAAUGUAGGGACACUAAAGAUUAAUGGGAAGGAUGCGCGAAUCCUUAUCGAUACCGGGGCGCAACGUUCAUUUGUGAAUGAAGCGUUCGCCAAGAGUUUGGAAGUGCAAUCCGCACCAUUGAUGCAAACCUUAGUGGUAUCAACACCACUAGGGGAUGACGUGGAAACAACUCGUUACAAUCCAUCUUGUGGGGUGGAAGUUAAUGGUCAAACAUUGACGUGUGACUUCGUACCGCCGAGCAUGAUUGAAUUCGAUGCAAUCCUAGGGUUGGAUUGGCUAGAAAGGAACCAUGCUAGGGUAGAUUGCUACACGAAGGUUCUUAAACUCGAAGGCAAUGAUGGGGAGACCCUACGCUUCGAGGGCGAUCGAGGGAGAUCAAACAGAUGUAUCAUAUUCGUCGUGAGAGCGAGAAGUAGGAUGAGAAAGGGAUGCCACGCAUAUCUAGCAUACGUGGUUGACAUAACCAAAGAGGAAACGAACAUCGAUGAUGUGAGGGUGGUUUGUAAGUACCCGGAUGUUUUCCCUAAAGACAUACCGGGGCUUCCACCUAAUAGGGAGAUUGAAUUUGUGAUCGAGGUCGAACCCGGUACGAAACCAAUCUCUAUACCGCCAUGUCGGAUGGCACCUGCUGAACUUAAUGAAUUGAAAACCCAAUUGCAAGAGCUAUUGGAUAAUGGUUUCAUUAGAGCAAGACACUCCCCGUGGGGAGCACCAGUUCUUUUUGUGAAAAAGAAAGGUGGGACACUUCGAAUGUGCAUUGACUAUCGUCGACUGAACAAGGUCACAAUCAAGAAUAGGUAUCCUUUGCCUAGGAUUGAUGACUUGUUUGAUCAACUACGAGGAGCAACCGUGUUUUCGAAGAUUGACUUGAGGUCGGGGUACCAUCAAUUGAAGAUCAAGAAAGAUGACAUACCAAAGAGUGCUUUCCGCACAAGGUAUGGGCAUUUUGAGUUCCUCGUUAUGUCGUUUGGGUUAACAAAUGCCCCAGCGGCAUUCAUGGACUUGAUGAACCGAGUAUUCCAUAAAUGCUUGGAUCGAUUCGUGGUCGUGUUCAUAGAUGACAUCUUGAUUUACUCAAGGAGUGAAGAAGAACAUGAGGAACACUUGAUACUUGUCCUCGAGACGCUACAGGGGAAGCAACUCUAUGCCAAAUUCUCUAAAUGUGAAUUUUGGCUAAAGGAAAUUGGCUUUCUCGGGCAUGUAGUUUCGGGAUCGGGAAUUGCCAUUGAUAGCAAGAAGAUAGAAGCCAUUACCGAGUGGGAGAGACCAAAGAACGUCAAGGAAAUUCGUAGUUUCCUUGGGUUGGCAGGCUACUACAGAAAGUUCGUGGAGAAGUUCUCCGUUUUGGCAUCGCCGUUGACGAAGCUCACUCGAAAGGGAACUAAGUUUAUAUGGGAUGACAAAUGUGAGAAAGGAUUCAUCGAACUGAAGAAGAGGUUGACCGAGGCACCGGUACUUGCAUUACCCAAACAGGGUAUGGGGUACGAUGUCUAUAGUGAUGCGAGCAUCCAAGGGUUUGGGUGUGUGUUGAUGCAGGAGGGGAGGGUAAUUGCCUAUGCUUCGCGACAGUUGAAGAAGCAUGAGGUAAAUUAUCCUACCCAUGAUCUGGAGCUGGAGCAGUAGUGUUUGCACUGAAGAUUUGGAGACAUUAUCUCUACGGAGAGACGUGUCACAUAUAUACUGAUCAUAAGAGCUUGAAGUACGUGUUUACUCAGAAAGAGUUAAACAUGAGACAGAGACGGUGGAUGGGGUUGAUAAAGGACUACCAUCUAGUUAUUGAGUACCAUCCAGGCAAGGAAAACGUUGUAGCAGAUGCCCUCAGUCGGAAGAGUUCGUCUGGGGCAUUGUUGACUAGUUUGAGGGCACUGAGGGCCCAAUUGGAUGUAUCUAACGACGGUGCCUUAUUGGCACGAUUCGAAGUGAGACCAACCUUACUUGAGGAGAUCAAGAAGGGUCAAGAGACGGACACAGAACUUAUGAAGGUCCGGGAACGCAUGCAAGCGGGACCGGUGGAGGAUUUCAGGGAAAGAGACGAUGGUCUCUUGUUAUUUCGUGACCGAGUGUGUGUACCGUCAGAUGAUGAGCUCCGAAAGUCCAUCUUAGAGGGGGCUCAUUCAUCGGCUUAUGCCAUGCACCCUGGGAGCACGAAAAUGUACCGUGAUUUGAAAGAAAGUUACUGGUGGUCUGGGAUGAAGAGGGAAAUAGCCGAGUACAUCAGUCGAUGCCUUACUUAUCAACAAGUUAAGGCAGAACAUCAGCAUCCAGCAGGCUUAUUACAACCACUUUCCAUCCCUGAAUGGAAGUGGGAGCACGUGACUAUGGAUUUCGUGGUAGGCUUACCACGGACUAUCAGGAACUAUGACGCGGUUUGGGUUGUUGUUGAUAGGCUCACAAAGAGGACACACUUUUUACCUAUCAACACUACCUACCCACUCGAGAGGUUAG